AUGCAGCACAGUUUCCUUGCCUGUGUACUAUUACUCGCUGUUUCAUUACAUGAAACGGAUGCUUGGUCGAGAAGAUGCUAUAUCUGUAACAGUAAAACAGACGAUCUCAAUUCAUGUAUGAACGUAAACUCCCAAACGACAAAACAAGAAACUACAGAGGAUUUUGCCUGCUAUGAAUCAGUUGUCUACAAUAUGAAAAAUUCGACAAUUGAUAAUGUUGAACGUGGUAUAAGUACUAUACCAUAUAACAAAUGUGGUAUGUCUGGGAUAACUGCAGUUUCAAAAUGUCAGAAUGAAACGAUCGUGUAUGGUAUACAACAAAUUACGUGUUGCUCUAUAGACAAUCUUAGUAAUAAUUUAAUAGCACAGCCGGUUAAUUGUUUUAUUUGUAACGAUCAAAGUUCUUCGCCUAGUAGUAGCUGUGUGCAUCCAGAAGUUGCGCAUUGUGGAAAUUCCAUAGCUUGUAAACGGACUCAACCAACUGAACGUUGUUAUUCUACGGUCAUCAGUAGUGCUACCGGAGAAAAAUUGCAUGCUCAACGUGGAAUUACUACAGACUUUACUACAGACUGUUCAAACAGAUCAGAAAAUAUAACUGGUGGACUCACUGUUACACAACGUUGCUGCAAGGAUGAGUUCUGUAAUGGCUGA
Rotaria sordida is the source of this 651-nucleotide messenger RNA. The record is from the annotation of a GenBank genome assembly. Lineage: Eukaryota; Metazoa; Rotifera; Eurotatoria; Philodinida; Philodinidae.